Pantherophis guttatus is the source of this 3357-nucleotide messenger RNA. RefSeq names its product intraflagellar transport protein 70B-like. Lineage: Eukaryota; Metazoa; Chordata; Lepidosauria; Squamata; Colubridae. Gene Ontology annotation, cellular component: intraciliary transport particle B; axonemal microtubule. Gene Ontology annotation, biological process: intraciliary transport. Gene Ontology annotation, molecular function: intraciliary transport particle B binding; protein binding. The record is from RefSeq and is a predicted model, not a curated record.
CCUUUUGGGGUCCUCGUCUCUUUCCCAUCUCGUUCCCUCUUUCCCACCCUCUUUCCAGGGUCGCAGCGACCCAACGAGAAACCAAAUACGGACCGGCUCAUUUCCCCAGGGCGAUCACCACCGCCACUUUUACAAUUGGGGGCAGUUGCGGGUCGCGGGCUCUCGGUCGCCUUCCGCUUCCGGUGGCGGCGUGUUGCCUAGGCAACGCUGUUUACAGGCCUGCGGAGGCUCGGUCAGGAUGGCCACCGGCAUGGCCUCUAUCGCCGACGGGGAGUUCACGGCGGCUAUUUACGGGCUGAUCCGAGCCGGGCGGUUUGCGGAGGCGGUGGGGAUCUUGAGUAGCGAGUUGCAGAGGAGCUGCCGGUCGCGGGCCGGCCUGUCGCUGCUCGGCUACUGCUACUACCAGCUGCAGGAUUUCGCGGCGGCGGCCGAGUGCUACGAGCAGCUGGGGCUCCUGCACCCCGAGCUCCACGAGUACCGGCUGUAUCACGCGCAGGCGCUCUACAAGGCCGGGCUAUACAGCGAGGCCCUGCGCGUCGCCGUCCCGCUGCUCGACGUGGCGCCGUUCCAGAGCCGAGCCCUGCGCCUCCAAGCGGCGGCCCACUACGCCCAGGGCGACCUCUCCAGCGCCAAGGCCCUGGUGGAGCUGCAGCUGGCAGCCGCCACAGAAGGCAGCCCCGGCGCCCCCGAGGACCCUUCCGAGCUGCCCGAUGCGGAGGUGAACAUGGGCUGCCUGCUCUACCGCGAAGGGCAGCACGAGGAGGCCUGUGGCAAGUUCGCCUCUGCCAUGCAAGUGCUGGGCUACUGCCCUGAGCUGUCCUACAACAUGGCCCUGUGCUGCUACGCUGCCAAGCAAUACGCCCCUGCUCUGAAGCAUAUUGCCGACAUCAUUGAGCGGGGCAUGCAGCAGCACCCGGAGCUGAGCGUGGGGACCAAUACGGAAGGCCUCGACGUCCGCAGUGUGGGCAAUACGUUGCUCUUGCAUCGGACGGCCCUGGUGGAGGCCUUCAAUCUCAAAGCUGCCAUUGAGUACCAGCUGUGCAACCUGCAGGCAGCUCAGGAGGCCCUAACGGAUAUGCCCCCUCGGUCUGAGGAGGAGUUGGACCCGGUCACUUUGCACAACCAGGCUCUGAUGAACAUGGACAGGAGAGCCACAGAAGGCUUUGAGAAACUUCAGUUCCUUCUGCAGCAGAACCCUUGCCCGCCAGAGACAUUUGGGAAUUUGCUGCUUCUGUACUGCAAGUAUCAGUACUAUGAUCUGGCUGCGGAUGUGCUUGCUGAGAAUGCUCACUUGACGUACAAACUUCUCACUCCUUAUUUGUACAACUACUUGGAUGCUAUGAUCACCUGCCAAACGGCCCCCGAUGAGGCAUUUCAUAAGCUUGAUGAACUGGCAGGGGCCCUAACAGAGCAGCUCAGAAAACUGACCAAGGAGGUGCAGGAAUCUAGGAAAAAUCGAGAUGAUGACGCUCUAAGGAAAGCUGUGAAUGAGUAUGAUGAGACACUUGAGAAAUAUGUUCCUGUCUUUAUGGCCCAGGCCAAGAUUUAUUGGGACAUGGAGAACUAUCCCAUGCUGGAAAAAAUGUUCCAUAAGUCAGUAGACUUCUGCAAAGAUCACGAAGUGUGGAAACUGAAUGUGGCACAUGUACUAUUCAUGCAAGAGAACAAAUACAAAGAAGCAAUUGGUUUUUAUGAGCCCAUUGUAAAAAAACACUAUGACAACAUCCUUCACGUUAGUGCCAUUGUUUUGGCUAACCUAUGUGUUUCUUAUAUUAUGACUAGUCAGAAUGAAGAAGCAGAGGAGCUGAUGAGAAAAAUAGAAAAAGAAGAGGAACAGCUUUCUUACCAUGAACCUGAGAAAAAGAUCUACCAUCUCUGUAUUGUCAAUCUAGUUAUUGGGACUCUUUACUGUGCCAAAGGAAAUUUUGAUUUUGGCAUUUCUAGAGUGAUUAAGAGUUUAGAACCAUAUAACAAAAAGCUGGGCACAGAUACUUGGUAUUAUGCCAAAAGGUGUUUCUUGUCACUUCUAGAAAAUAUGUGUAAGCAUGUGAUCAUGGUGCGUGACAGUGUCAUUCAAGAAUGCAUCCAGUUUCUUGAGCACUGUGAAGUAUAUGGCCGAAAUAUCCCAGCAGUAAUAGAACAACCACUUGAGGAAGAGAAGAUGCACAGUGGGAAGAACACGGUUACUUAUGAAGCUAGGCAGCUGAGGGCUCUAAUGUAUGAAGUUAUUGGGUGGAAUAAGUAGCUGCCAUAGCAUUUAUAUUCAAAAUGGCCCAAGUCAAAAGAUGUAGUACAGUUCUGUUGUAAAAGUUCCACAGGAAUUUGAAUUAACUUGGAAUUGUAGGGUAGCACUUUUCAUCCUUUAAAAAUAUUUUUAUUAAACGAGCUUCCUUGUCAAAUGUAUGAUAGAUAUAUUUGACAAAACUAGAAACAGAUUUAUAAAAUUGUAGUGUGCUGUCCAAUAAGUAGCACUAUAGAAUGAAUGUAUUAUGAGCGGUGGAUAAUAUAUCAUAUAUGCUAUAUUUUUCAAGAAGUUAUUUGACCACAAUAUUUCAUUUAAUUCAGGUUUGUAUGUAGCUCUUUGAAAAUACCCAAAGUACCUUUCAAAUAAGUAUUCUUUGGAAGUUGAAAUUGUCAACCUUACCAAAUUUUCUGCCCUUACCAAAUUUGCUAAAUUUGGUAAGGGCAGAAAAUUAUCUUUGAAAGAUGUCAAACUUUUGAACAUUUUAACUUUUAUUGUGUGUAUGUUAUUGCUUUCAUGGUAAUGGGAGCUUUGGAUAAGUGGGCUUUCAGGUCCUAGUUUAAAGCAAUAAAAAGUUUUUUUUUAAAAGUAACAUGAUUUAAAUUUUACCAGUACAAACAUGGAAACAAAUGCAAUAUGUAUUUUUCCACAAUACUCUGUUAUAUUCAGUGGAAAUAGAUUAUGUGUGCAGGGCAAGUCAAAACGGAUGCAGAAAGUACUAAGUAACUGCAUUUAUCUACAAAACAUUUUCCUUCCAAAUUUACCAAUACAAUAUUUGCCACUAGAUGUAUCCUAUAGCCCAGCAUGACUCAUUUCAAGGCAAAUUACCAUUAGUUUUUAUUCCUUUCUUUAGAGGUAGAAAUGUUUACUACUUAUUUCAGUUAUGGAGUUUACUAUAGCCCUAGAGACCAUGUCAGGCCUACAUAAUUUCUCAUAGGGUUCAGCCUGUGUCUUCUAUUUUAAAAUUACAGGUAUGAUUAAAGUCAAAUCGUAUAAUGUCAGCAUAAAACACUUACUCUCCUUUUCCUUCUUCCUUUGCCAGACGAAAAGUUCUAAAGAACUCAAAACAACUAUGCACCAUUUUGCCAGUCUGAAUAAAAGUUAUUGGUACUGUG